Molecule: messenger RNA, 4264 nt
Organism: Chara braunii
Lineage: Eukaryota; Viridiplantae; Streptophyta; Charophyceae; Charales; Characeae
Source: the annotation of a GenBank genome assembly
UCGUUGGGUUGAACACGACGUUGGGGUCGUCUUCAGCAUGUGCUGUACAUGCCCGCGCUCGACCGUCAACGUAUUGAACACGACCGCGGGGUUGUGGGGUGCCACUGCGGUCGUGUUCGACACGAUGACAGCGACCGUCAUCGGGUUGAACACGACGGUGGGGUCGGGGGGUGCCACCACGGUCGUGUUCGACAUGAUGACAGCGACCGUCAUCGGGUUGAACACGACGGUGGGGUCGGGGGGUGCCACCGCGGUCGUGUUCGACACGGUGACAGCGACCGUCAUCGGAUUGAACACGACGGUGGGGUCGGAGGGUGCCACCGCGGUCGUGUUCGAUGCGGUGACAGCGACCGUCAUCGGACUAAACACGACGGUGGGGUCGUGUUCCGCACGCAAUGGGUUUGAUGUGAGAUUGUCGAUGCCAACUUUCGAUUCAUCUGCCUUGUUUGAUGUGACUUUCGGGUACGCCGCUCCCGUGUUCUGUUUGCCUGCUAUUGGAUGCGCCGCUCCCGUUCUCUGUCAAGAUGGCCCCAACGAACGAGUCCAGCCCGAUCGAGUCGAACUGUCGCGCUGGCCCGCCACGUUGGAGUCGAACUCGAUCGAGUCAACCUCGAUCGAGUCGGCCUCGAUCGAGUCGACCACGAUCGAGUCGAACUCGAUCGAGUCGCGAUCUUCUGGGUCGCGCUGGCUCACCACGGUCCAGCUGGCCCGUCAGGCUCCAGUCGAACACGAUCGAUUCGAAUACAAUCGAGUCGCACACGAUCGCCUGGACUCACGAUUGAGUCGAACACGAUCGCCUGGACUCGCGAUCGAGUCUAGCACGAUCGAGUCAAACACGAUCGAAUGGACUCACGAUCUCGAUCGAAUGGACUCACGAUCGAAUCGAACAGGAUCGCCUGGACUCACGAUCGAGUCGAACACAAUCGAGUCGAACACGAACGCCUGGACUCACGAUCGAGUCGAACACAAUCGCCUGGACUCACGAUCGAGUCGAACACGAUCGCCUGGACUCACUUUCGAGUCGAACACGACCGUGUUGAAUACGGUCGACACGCACACGAUCACCUGGACUUACGGUCGAGUUCAUGCGAGCGCAGCAACCGCGAUCGAGUCGAACAUGAUCGAGCUGGCCUGUUACCCUCUCGCCGAACAAGAUCGUGUUGACCGCGGGCACUAUCGCGAUCGAAUUGAACACGAUCGCGCUCGAUUCCUACUGCACGAUGUGCACGUGGUUGACCACACAGACAAGUUCUGGAUGCUGGACUGGGUGGGGGAGAUCGGACAACCAUCGAGUGGCCUUGUUCUAUAUGUGGUUAUCAAAGAAAAUAUUGUGCCGGUUGGCGGCCUGGUGAGGUGGACUGGACAAAAUAUGCCGUCUGCAACGUUCGAGUUGACGAUGGUCCUGAAUGGAAGAGGGGAAAGAAUACCGAGCGUUAAACACGUUGCUCUUCGAUGGGCCAAAUACGCGGGGCUUGGAAAGUCGCUGGUUGAUGUGUUCAACCCACCAAGGACAGCGGAGGUGACGUUGCCUGACCUCGUUGACGUCCUUGGGUUUUUCAACAGUAAUGUGAUCGCGGGUGAAGGGUCGGUUGUGCAUCCAGAAAACCGCAUAUCGAAGCCUAAAUGCGUGCUUUCGAAAACCGUGGAGACAGGGUCUUCGGUCAAGAUCCGCGAUACGCCGCCUGGUCCGAAAGUUGGGCAGAUUGGAGAGAAGGGUCCGUGUCGCGGACUGGUCGUACCGUCAAUCCGCGAUACGUCGCCUGGUCCGAGAGCUAGGCAGAUUGGAGAGAAGGGUCUGUGUCGCGGACUGGUCGUACCGUCAGCCCCUAUGAAGACCAAGCCAACCAAAGCACCAAUUGCCUUGGGCAGCCGACCCCGCUAUGUUGCGGCCACCAAGGGGCCUCUCCCCUUGGUGGGCCAGCAGCGCUAUGACUACGUUGUGCCAGGCCGCGCAGAGAAAGACCAUGAGUAUUUUGAAGAUGAGGAUGAAGAGAACAGCGAGGAAUAUUCGGAACGAGGAGGAGGACCGGAACAGUAUGCUGCGGGUGUCGACGGCAUGACGAGGCAUCCAAGAGAGACAAGUAAAGUGGUUGGACAGGAUGAAGACAGUGAGCACACUAUGAGCGAAUUGGGUGGGGAGGUUGGUCUGGCAGGAGGAUAUGGGAGCAGCUACGAAGGAUGCUUCUUCCUUGAGUUGGACGAGCGUGGGAACCAAUGUCCAGACAUGGAAUUCAUUUCUGUCCAGUUCGACAGAAUUCUGGAUAUCCCCGACGGGGAAUUCAGAUACAAUCAACGCUAUCUUGUGCAACAGACGAUUAAUGACAUUUAUGACGCAAUGGUUGCAUCGGGUGAGGCUGCUAUCGGAGAGAGAACGACUGGAGCUGCCGGUGUGAAUGUUUGUACAUUGUAUGAGAAGCCUGUCCUUUUGUUGGUUGCCCUCCGUGAUACAUUGCAUACUGACGCUUCAGGGAGGAUUGUGAGAGCAAGGAGGGUGAUGCCCGAUGAAUUCGACCUCGAAUUUGUGAACAAGUACUACUACUACCCUCUCAGCGGUCAGCAUAACGUGGUGGCGGCAAGAAGGUGUUUUGUUGAACGCCCUGACAUCACACACGAGCUCCGAUUGAAUCGCUGGACAGCGAGGCCUGUUUAUUAUCCGGAUAAGAGCAUGGACAAUUACGGCACGCUGAGCACUUUCCAGAACGCCAAGGACAAAUUGAAUACCCCACCGCACCAGAUCGUGGUCAUCCUGAACAUACGGAAGUUGUGGCACGAGUCGAACGGUUCUGAAGCUAAAGGCGGCUCAGCGGCAGAAGUGAAAAAUGCAGAUUAUAAAAAGUUUGCAGGAGAGGCUCUUCGUUUGACCAGGAUUCGUAAUUUGGUUGAUAUGUCCCUUACUACUCAAUGGAGCGGCCAAUGGUCUGACGCCCUCGGGCCCUACAUGUUGUUGGCAAGGGUGACAGAUGACGUUUUCGAAAAGGUGAAACAAGUAUACGCCGCUUGGGAAGCUGGACAAUUGUCGGGGAGAGAUGCUGUGAAGCCUGCUACCAAACAAGGUGAAUCAGGGAAGGCACCGAGGGCUGGACCCGGAUUUGGGUUGAGAGGUGGAGUUAGGUAUCCGGUUCACUGGGUUCAGGGUACCAAAGGACCUGGUUACCUCGUGGCUGUGCACGAUCCGAAUAGCAGAGCGUGCAAGCCUUUUUCAGCGCUUGGGAGGCAUGAGCGGCUGCAACUGUUGCGAUACAUUCUCACAGGCAGUGUAAUACUGACUCCUAAGCAAAGCGAAGCUGCUCAACGUGCUGGGAAACAUUCUACGGAAACAUAUGUGGAAAUGGUGAAGAUUGAAAGAGCAAUGUUGAGGAUGUUUCACUACUUUGUCUUCAUUUCUGACCCUCACAGGAAGUCGUCAGAGUGGACGGAAUCAUUCUUCAACAACCUUUCCGAUUUGUUUGAUAAGUACUCUGAUGAAGGAUUGACGUCCGAGAGGUGGAUCGACCAGCGUCGCCUUUUCAAAGACAUGAAUUGGGUGCGAACGUCCCCGGCUACACUUCGAGGAGAGGAGGAAAAAGGAGAAGAGGGCUUCAAGAAAACAGCGUCACUUGCUGCGAAGUGCCCCGAAGAGUUCGUGCAGUUUGUCAACAAGCUGCUGCAUAGAUCAGAAACCAGAGCAAGCACUCCAACUGCAGAGCGAUCAUCUGGCGAGCAGGCGGGUGACUUAUCAGCACUUGUGCGCAGAGAGAGAAGGCCAAAGAUGUUAGCUAAUGUCGUGGAGAAGAACUUCACGCCUACGAAGUUGAAAAUGGCAGGAAUGGAGCCAAGGGAGAAAUUUGCAUACGAAGGUAUGGAAAAGGAGCCAAAUGCGAUGGUGGAGACAUUGGAGCAUUUUUGUCUUGCGGACGAGGCGGUUAUUUUCCUGGGAAAAAGUCAUGCGGCGUUGAUUUGGGAGUUGUUAAAGAAUCACCGUCAUUGCAUUGUUCUGGAAGGGGAGGGUAUGAAAUUCGAGUUUCUCGUUCAAUUCGUCACCAAGAUGGUCAAGAGUGGACUUUACUUCGCCAACUUUGUUAAGCCGCCUCCUCGACAUGAUGAAAAGCGUGAUCUCGUCUACAAAGUCGGCCAAAACAUCGUCAACAUUUGGGAGUUCCUUUUCGAGACUAAGCCACAAAACAGAGGGGAACGUGCAUAUGUCGUCAGAAGAUGAAAAAUUGAAUCACUUCUGAGGGGGUAUCAUAAGGCACCGGCGGAGACGGAAGUUGCAUUUCUAGACCGU